Sphenostylis stenocarpa is the source of this 186-nucleotide messenger RNA. The record is from the annotation of a GenBank genome assembly. Lineage: Eukaryota; Viridiplantae; Streptophyta; Magnoliopsida; Fabales; Fabaceae.
AUGGAGUGCAGAGGCGAGGGUUUUAGGAGAGGGAAGACAACAGCGAAAUGCAGUGCGAAGAGUGAGGGUUUUAGAAUGGGCGCCCGACACCGACCCGUCAUAUUCGUGCGGCCCAAUUCGAGCAACUCACCCUUUGUUUCGGAGCACAACGCAAAAACAAGACAUAGUGAUGUUAAAAGUGUGUGA